Messenger RNA from Papilio polytes (common Mormon), 1857 nucleotides. RefSeq names its product putative inorganic phosphate cotransporter. Gene Ontology annotation, molecular function: transmembrane transporter activity. The record is from RefSeq and is a predicted model, not a curated record. Gene Ontology annotation, biological process: monoatomic anion transport; transmembrane transport. The transcript has 11 exons. Gene Ontology annotation, cellular component: plasma membrane. NCBI's taxonomy places the organism in Eukaryota, Metazoa, Arthropoda, Insecta, Lepidoptera, Papilionidae. The coding region runs from base 562 to 1845 and encodes 427 amino acids.
UCAACUAAAUUCAGAUGUCAAGUAUAUUUGGUAACGGUUUGUAAUGUUUUAUCAAAUGCUACAAGAAGUAACAACACCUCCUAUAAAAUAGAUCAAUAAUUUCUAUGAAAAUUAGGUUAUUUGUCCAAUGGAGCUAAACAGGUUGAACACUAGCGUGGAGCUUAAUGUCUCAAACCUGGUGUUACCAAACUAUUUUAUUAAUAAAUGGUGGACUUUCAUUUUUCAUCAUAAAGAUAGAAAACUUGGGUUCGAAUCUCGUCAUGUACAAAUAUGUUUUUAAUUCAUAUGUCCAUAUACCUCAUAUUCUUACGGUGAAGAAAGCCAUAGAAGAUGUAACAUGCACAUGUCUGAGAAGACGUCAACUUGGGCCGGCGUGGUUGACUAUGACCUAGUUACACCAAAUAUAAUGUAGGCUCUGAGCCUCGAGAGUAGGAUGAUUAUCUAUUCUUUGCGAGGAUCCCGGGAUCAAGAUCCAUUUGAUUUAGAAUACACAGUAGGGGCCUUGGCGUGCGUCACUUACAGACGUUCCUGCUCUUCCUUGCGCUAUGUCUCGUGUACAGCAUGCGCGUCAACAUCAGCAUGGCCAUAGUGGACAUGACUGACACCACCAAGGACGACCAUUUCGAUUGGAGCUACAGCAUGCAGUCGAUGAUUUUGUCGUCAUUCUUCUGGGGCUACGUGCUGCUCAUGCUGCCCUCUGGUGAACUAGCCAAGCGAUUCGGAGGCAAGGUCCUUAUCACAAUCUCCGUGUCUGUCAACGCGUUUGUCUCUCUGAUCCUACCCACAGCUGCUUAUUAUGGCGGGUGGAAGUUCGUAUUGGUGUGUCGCAUGCUGCAGGGUAUGUCCCAGUCUUUCGUGUUCCCCUCCAUGCACCACCUCGUCAGCCAAUGGAUACCGCUAGAAGAAAAGGGCAGGCUUAGCACUAUCAUAUAUGCUGGCAGUCAGCUAGGCGUGGCCAUUCAGCUGAUCUCUUCAGGGUUCAUAGCGUCUGCGUGGGGUUGGAAGGCGAUCUUCUACACCAACGCGAUAUGUGGCGGCCUCUGGACAGCCGCUUAUGUCUUUCUCGGCGCCGCCUCGCCCGAGCAAUCCAAAAUGAUAUCACAGCAUGAGCUUAGAUAUAUACAAACGUCUUUAGGACGAACCGAAGAACAAAAGAAACACCGUACUCCCUGGCUGAAGAUCGUGACAUGCCUCCCGUUCUGGGCGGCCGUGGUGGCGCACUGCGGACAGAACUGGGGCUUCUUCACGCUCAUGACUGAGAUGCCCACGUACAUGGCCAAAGUACUGGAUGUUAACUUGAAACAGAACGGCGUGCUGUCGUCUUUGCCGUACUUGGCCAUGUACCUGCUGAGCUUCCCCGUGGGUUUUCUGACAGACUUCCUCAUCAGGCGCCGCUGGCUCAGCGUCACCAAUACGAGGAAGUUGUCCAACUCUAUAGGUUUGUGGGGUCCGGCUCUAGCGCUAAUCGGCUUGUCGUACGCGCCCGAGGGCAAUAUGAUAAUAUCCGUGCUAAUGCUAACGGUUACUUUGGGCAUCAACGCCGGCCACUUCACAGGAUACAUGUUAAUUUUGGUGGACUUGGCGCCAAACUUCAGUUCAUCUCUGAUGGCUAUCUCAAACUUCUUCGCUAACAUUAUAUCUAUCAUAGCGCCGUUGGUUUGCGGCAUUAUCAUACAAGAUGAGACGGAUCCCGGGGAGUGGCGGAAGGUGUUCUUCUUGGCGUCAGGCAUCUACUUCUGUACCAAUCUAUGUUUCGUUCUGUUUACCACAUCCAACAAACAACCCUGGAACGACCCGGAGGAAGAAGAUUCCGAUCCGAACAUAGAAAAACCCAUCGAAAAAUAAUGUCUGUAUGGC